This is a messenger RNA of Teleopsis dalmanni, 1094 nucleotides long. Its product is annotated as protein takeout-like. NCBI's taxonomy places the organism in Eukaryota, Metazoa, Arthropoda, Insecta, Diptera, Diopsidae. The record is from RefSeq and is a predicted model, not a curated record. The coding region runs from base 274 to 1041 and encodes 255 amino acids. The transcript has 4 exons.
UACGAGUAUAGUAUAUUUGUAUAUAUUUGUAUAUAAAAAGCGGAAGUAAGUCUCAGAUACGCUAUAGUUGUGACGAAGCUGCGACAUUUUUCACUUUUCAUUUUUUAAAUUAACAAAACGAUUAAUGUGAUAUUCUAAAAGUCCUGUUCUACCUGUAUUUGGCGAAACACUGUGAUCGGUGCAAAUAAAAUCUUACUGAAUUUUCAAUAAUUAUAAAAUAAAAUAACCGUGUACUAUUUUAUAGAUUAAAUAAAUAAUAUUCUAACGUUUAAUAUGGUUUGGAAAUUAUACUUUACGAAAAUGCUGCCAAUAUUGAUGGUAUUGAUGUGUGCGGUUAUUGUUAGUGCAAAUUUACCUCCGGAUAUAAAAAAGUGUAAAGCAGCAGAUGUCAAAUGCAUAGCGGAUACAAUAAACGAUGUUUUACGUCGCUAUCCGAAAGGAAAUAAAGAGUUUGGUUUAGAUGAAGUUGAUAGUGUUCAUCUGAAAGAUGUUGUAGUGUCCCAAGCGGCAAGUGAUACUCCAGUGCAAUUGAAUUUAAAAUUUAAAACAUUAGUUGUAAAUGGAUUUGAGAGUGCGAGGGUGGAUCGUGUUGUAGGAUUUGAAAAAGAUGUUAACAAUUCAAAAUUCGAGGUAUACGGUCAUACGCCAGAAUUACGCAUGAAAGGGCAAUACAUCGUGAAUGGAAAAGUGCUAAUCUUACCGAUAACUGGUGAAGAUAAUGCUGAAAUUAUAAUGAAAAAUUCCAAUUUCGCUUUUAAAUUAAAAGUAGCUUUAGUAAAGAGAAAUGGGAUAAAUUAUGCCACCAUAAAACAAAUUAAGACAAUCACUGAACCACAAUCUUUAAAAGUACAACUUGAUAAUCUGUUUAAUGGCAAUAAGGAACUAAGCGAUAGUACGAAUAAAGUUAUCAAUGAUAAUUGGAAGGAUAUUUGGGCGGAGUUGCAAGAUGGUAUUAAUAAGGUUUCAGGAGAUGUCAUAAGGAAACUAAUUGAAAAUGUGCUCAAAGAAUUGCCUUAUGAUGAUUUUUAUAAAAGUGAUUGAAAUUAUUACAAAACUGUAAAAUUUUUAGGAUAAGUUUAAUAUUUAAUAUUUAG